Messenger RNA from Guyanagaster necrorhizus, 717 nucleotides. RefSeq lists its product as uncharacterized. The transcript has 3 exons. The record is from RefSeq and is a predicted model, not a curated record. Bases 39 to 383 code for a protein of 114 amino acids. NCBI's taxonomy places the organism in Eukaryota, Fungi, Basidiomycota, Agaricomycetes, Agaricales, Physalacriaceae.
GUCGACCACCAGGUUCAAGACCAUCGUCUGCCAUUGUCAUGGUCGCAUAUUUCGCUCUAUACACUAAUUUCAUGGUCGUUCUGGCCCUGGCGUGCUCAGUCCAGACCCUUUCCAUCUCUAAACGCGAUCCUUUACCUACCAAGUACAUAGCAGCACAUCCGCUGGGUGUAUCGUAUCUCUUCCAUAGUCGUGAUGGAUGGACCACCUACAACGCUUCCAACUCCCCUUCGAGGUCUGACAGUGAUGAAGAAAUGGACAGUGGGCUAGUAAAGAGGUCCGGGAAGGCGGACAAGAAGCUAAAGUGGAACAAGAAACCCAAGGGGAGCAAAAAGCUCAAGGUAAAGACCGGACAAGCACGAAUUUUUGAAGGCCUUUUCACCUAGCAUCGUAAGGCCAUCAUCACCUGGAAAAGCCCCCAGUUUUUCACAGCGUGACUCUGACUCAAUAUGUUGACGGACAGGUAUACUGGUGAAGACCUUUUGAACCCUAGUUGUUGGCCUCAGUCAGUAUGGACAUCAACAGACCAACCUUUGUCAGCGGUAUUACAGAAAUAGGAUGGGAAGGCCGCCCAAAGUGUUUUGACUUCAUUGAACUCUGCAAUGGUCCCAAUAAGUGCAUCUUUUGUCGAGUCGUGGUUAUCUGUGCUAUGGGGACCCAAGUAAAUUUACACACCUUUUCUCUUGCCUUUUUCUGCUCAACACGCCGCAGUUUGUACAC